Molecule: messenger RNA, 3543 nt
Organism: Fonsecaea multimorphosa CBS 102226
Lineage: Eukaryota; Fungi; Ascomycota; Eurotiomycetes; Chaetothyriales; Herpotrichiellaceae
Exons: 1
Coding region: 1-3543 (1180 amino acids)
Biological process (GO): maturation of SSU-rRNA from tricistronic rRNA transcript (SSU-rRNA, 5.8S rRNA, LSU-rRNA); endonucleolytic cleavage of tricistronic rRNA transcript (SSU-rRNA, 5.8S rRNA, LSU-rRNA); ribosome biogenesis
Cellular component (GO): nucleus; 90S preribosome
Molecular function (GO): U3 snoRNA binding; GTP binding; GTPase activity
Source: RefSeq, a predicted model, not a curated record
AUGGAGACACAAGCCAACAGGCCUCACCGGCCAUCCAAAGAGAAGAAACAGCCCAAGAAAGGGGAGAAGAACGUCAAGGCCUUCGCCGUCGCAAGACCCGGGCGACUUGCAAAGCAGGCGGUGCGGUCCAGCGACAUCAAGGAAAAGCGCCUCCAUGUGCCCCAAGUCGACCGAAUCCCAGAAGAAGCACCGCCCAUCGUCGUUGCCGUCGUUGGCCCUCCCGGCGUCGGAAAGACGACUCUCAUCAAAAGUCUGAUUCGACGAUACGCAAAGCAAACGCUGUCGCACCCAACAGGGCCUCUUACUGUGGUGACCUCCAAGAGAAGGCGCCUCACCUUCCUCGAAUGUCCCUCCGACUCCCUCGCCGCCAUGAUCGACGUUGCAAAGAUCGCCGAUAUUGUCCUCCUCAUGAUCGACGGCAACUAUGGGUUCGAGAUGGAGACGAUGGAGUUUCUCAACGCCUUGAGCGUCUCCGGCAUGCCCGGGAAUGUCUUUGGCAUUCUCACACACUUGGACUUGUUCAAAAAGCAGAGCACGCUCCGUGCGGCCAAGAAAAGGUUAAAACACAGGUUCUGGUCGGAGCUGUACCACGGGGCAAAACUGUUCUAUCUGUCCGGCGUGAUCAAUGGAAGAUAUCCCGACCGCGAAGUUCACAAUCUGUCGAGAUUUCUCUCGGUCAUGAAGAAUCCCAGACCCCUGAUCUGGAGGAACAGCCAUCCCUAUUGCCUCGCAGACCGUUUUCUGGACGUGACGCCGCCCACCGAGAUUGAGGAGAACGAGAAAUGUGAUAGGCAGGUGGCACUGUACGGUUAUCUUCGAGGCACAAACUUUCCAGCCGAGGGCGCGCGGGUGCACGUCCCGGGCGUGGGAGACUUGACAGUCAAAGAAAUCGAAGCGUUGCCUGACCCCUGUCCAACACCCUUCCUAGACCAGGCGAUCGCCAAAGCGACAGGAAAAUCUCACCGGCGGAAGCUGGGCGAAAAACAAAAAGUUCUUUUUGCACCAAUGUCUGAUGUCGGUGGCGUGCUGGUUGACAAAGAUGCCGUCUACAUAGAGGUCAAGACGAAUACGUUUGACCGGGACGCGGAAGAUGCAGAGGAGAGAGGACUGGGCGAACAACUCAUGAUGAGCCUACAAUCAGAGCGGAAAUUACUUGGACAGGCGGACCUCGGUGUCCGACUUUUUCAGGGUAGCCGGCAACUCACGUCGGAUGAUACUACAGAGAACGAUACUGGCCGGAAGACGAAAAGGGGAAUUCGUGCCUUUGGUGACAAAGGCGACCUUGUUGAAGACAUCGAGGAAGAUGAAGACGAAGGAUUUGUCAGUGGGGAGGACGACAGCGAAGCAGAGGAUGAGGAGAUCAAUGACUUCCCCGAGCAUAUGGGAAGACCUGGAUUUAUCGCAAAAGAUGAAUCCGCGGAGCACGAGGACGAAGACAACAUCGCAUUCGCUGAUAGCGACUCCGACAUGGGCUCGGUAUCGGGUGAUGAUGACGGCAGCAGGGACAUAUCAGCGGACGAGCUUGAAGGUGUUGAAGACGAGGAAGAUGUCGAGGACGAAGACGACGAUGGUGGUCUGCGCUGGAAAGAGAAUCUCGCUGAAAGUGCUCGGAAGCUGCAUUCCAAAGCAGUCGCUUUCCGAGCUGCCGACCUUUCCAAAUUGAUGUAUGAUCUCACAUUAUCCCCCUCACAAGUCAUUUCGAAAUGGGCAGGACAAAAGGUAGAACAGGACAUGGUCGCUGGCGAGGAUGAAGAUGAAGACGACACCUUCUUCAAGAAAGCAAAGACUGAUCAAGAGACCACCCUCGAGGACCGGCAGACGCCCAAGUACGAUUAUGACGCGUUGGCUGAGAAGUGGGAAGAUGAGGAGCAUGUUCAGUCGUUGAAGUCCCGCUUCACCAAGGGCUCAAUUGCUACUGGAGGCAAUGCAGAUUCAGAGGCCGAAGGCGACGAUGACGAGGACAAUGAAGAUUAUGAGUCCGAUGAAGGAGAUGGCGACUUCGAAGAUUUGGAAGCUGCGGCGGACGAGGAUCCCGAAGCUGCAGCUGAGCUCACACUUGAGGAAGAACGGUCACAAAACGCCAAACGCAAAGAAGAGCUGAAGUUACGCUUCGAGGAAGAAGACCGAGAAGGCUUCGCGAAUGCUGCAAAGACGGAUAUCGAAGCGACGGAGCAAGACUUCGGUGAAGACGAAUGGUACGACGCGCAGAAAGCGAUGCUCCAGAAGCAGAUCGACAUCAAUCGGGCAGAGUUUGAUAGUCUCGAUCCCGUCUCACGAGCAAGAGCCGAAGGAUUCAAGGCCGGGACGUAUGCACGGAUAGUGUUGGACAAAGUGCCCUACGAAUUUGUGCGGUCAUUCAAUCCGAAGCUCCCUGUCAUUAUCGGCGGGUUGGCGCCCACCGAGGAUCGAUUUGGAUUUGUGCAGGUUCGCAUCAAGCGACACCGGUGGCACAAGAAGAUUCUCAAGACGAACGAUCCACUCAUCUUCUCCCUCGGCUGGCGGCGGUUUCAAACAUUGCCUCUCUACUCAAUAUCGGACUCGCGGACUCGCAAUCGGAUGCUGAAAUAUACGCCCGAGCAUAUGCACUGCUUUGGCACCUUCUACGGGCCACUUGUUGCCCCGAACACUGGAUUUUGCUGUGUCCAAUCUUUCUCAAAUGCCAACCCAGGGUUCAGGAUAGCGGCGACCGGGGUGGUGCUGAAUGUCGACGAAACCACCGAGAUUGUCAAGAAGCUAAAAUUGACUGGGCAUCCGUACAAGAUCUUCCGCAACACGGCCUUCAUUCGCGAUAUGUUCAACUCGUCUCUCGAAAUUGCAAAGUUCGAGGGAGCAAGCAUCCGCACUGUUUCUGGGAUUCGAGGACAGAUCAAGCGAGCGCUCAGCAAGCCUGAAGGGCACUUUCGAGCGACAUUCGAGGACAAGAUUCUCAUGUCUGAUAUUGUUUUCUUGCGAGCGUGGUAUCCCGUCAAGCCACAUCGGUUUUACAACCCAGUCACCAAUCUUCUGGAUGCGCCUCCCACUGGCGCUGCAGAUGCUGGGGAGGAAGGACAAGGCUUUGACGAUGGUUCCAGCGGGUGGCAGGCGAUGCGUUUGACCGGCGCUGUGCGAGCGGCGAUGGGUAUACCGACUCCAUUGGUGAAAGAUUCAGCGUACCACAAGAUUGAUCGGCCAGUCCGACAUUUCAACCCAUUGCGUGUGCCACGGACUCUGGCCGCAGAUCUUCCAUUUAAAUCACAAAUCACGCAACAGAAGGCACGCAAAGCACCAACGUAUCUCCAGAAACGAGCAGUCGUCCUGGGUGGAGAAGAGAAAAAGGCACGCGAUCUCAUGCAAAAGUUGCAGACGUUGCGGAAUGAGAAAGCAGAGAAGCGGGCGAAGAAGCAGGAAGAGAGACGGGCGGUCUAUCGCAAGAAGGUGGCCGAGAAUCUGGAGAAGAAGGAAGAGCGAGAGAAGAAGGAGCGGGACGAGUUCUGGCGACGGGAAGGCCGAAAGCGAAAGACGAACGAGGGUAAUGGAGGAGGAGGGAAGCGCCCAAGACGAUGA